GCUUGUAAUGGGGGCUGCAAUAACAAUGUGCUUUUGUUUGUGUUACACUGCUUGGCUCGUCUUACCUAAUGUAUGUGGUUAUCUUUGUAGAGCAAAACGAAAUUUCGCGGUAAUCCCUGAUAAGGAGCCACCGAAAUUUGAAGACAAUUAUCACGGCAUUAUACUGAUGUCUUCUUUGCUAAAAGCACUUUCUAACAAAGACGCCUGGGAAGACCCUACCCCGCGGUUCAGACCCGAUUCAAAGUAUCUCCGGUACAUGAAAAGAUUGUACAGAAUGUCUGCCACUAACGAAGGAGUGCCAAAGCUGAAUACAAGUCACCUCUAUAACACAGUAAGAUUGUUUACCCCGCAAGCAGAGUGCCUCCAGCAGAUCAAAGCGGUUUUCACACAAGCUCUUUCUUACAGCUUGGAUCGCGUAACUGCCCAGGAGCACCUGCUGAAGUCUGUUCUCCUCUAUUCAUUUGAGAGAGCACCCAUGGUUCCUGUUGCAUCUGUCUGCCAUGUGCAUCUCAGUGAGCAAGUGGGUCCUGAUGAGCAAGUCUGUUUGAGUGCCCACGACUUCUUCCACAUCCAAAUGGAGAGGAGGACCAGGCACAAAUGGGUAGAGGUUGAUGUCACAUCUUUUCUAAAGCCUCUACUGGGCUCUUAUAGAAAGAAUAUCCACAUCCUUGUGAAUUUCACCUAUGUGGAAGACAGAAGACAAAAGAGCAGUGCCCAGGAGCAAGAUCAGCUGAACCACACCCUCAAGACUCCUUCCCUUGUGCUGUACCUGAACGAUACUAGUGAACAAGCCUAUCAGAGGGGGACACCACGGAUAAAGAUGCUGAGCUCGGGAAAUCCAAGACCAGUAUCGGAUCCUGCUCAUUUGCAAAGUCCAGUGAAUGUGGAGAAAAGAUCCUUGCGAAACAGAAGAAAUGCAACUGACAAAGAGCUAGAUAAACAAAAAUCAACGCCUGAGACUUUUAGUCUGGACGAACACUAUAAACAUUUUGAGUUCCCCACAGAUGAAUGUGAGCUCCAUGAUUUCAGGGUGAGUUUCAAUCAGCUUAGGUGGGAACACUGGAUAAUUGCACCCCACAACUACAACCCUCGCUAUUGCAAAGGGAUUUGUCCAAGGGCUAUUGGUUAUCGAUAUGGGUCUCCAGUUCACACCAUGGUUCAGAAUAUCAUCUUUGAAAAGCUGGACUCCCAUGUGCCAAGGCUGUCAUGUCCCGUCUCAAUAUGACCCCCUAAGUCUUUUAACAAUCGAAAACGAUGGUCCCAUUGUGUACAAGGAAUAUGAAGACAUGAUAGCUACUAAGUGU
Messenger RNA from Polyodon spathula (Mississippi paddlefish), 1304 nucleotides. RefSeq names its product growth/differentiation factor 9-like. The transcript is spliced from 2 exons. The record is from RefSeq and is a predicted model, not a curated record. Gene Ontology annotation, cellular component: extracellular region. NCBI's taxonomy places the organism in Eukaryota, Metazoa, Chordata, Actinopteri, Acipenseriformes, Polyodontidae. The coding region runs from base 8 to 1225 and encodes 405 amino acids. Gene Ontology annotation, molecular function: cytokine activity; growth factor activity. Gene Ontology annotation, biological process: BMP signaling pathway; SMAD protein signal transduction.